Equus caballus (horse) is the source of this 1143-nucleotide messenger RNA. RefSeq names its product serine protease 58 (gene PRSS59). Lineage: Eukaryota; Metazoa; Chordata; Mammalia; Perissodactyla; Equidae. The record is from RefSeq and is a predicted model, not a curated record. Gene Ontology annotation, biological process: proteolysis. Gene Ontology annotation, molecular function: serine-type endopeptidase activity. Gene Ontology annotation, cellular component: secretory granule.
UUUAGGAGCAGAGAAGAGGCACCAGGGUCUUGACUUGGUCUGCUCCUUUCUCUCUUUCACUCAUACCAGAGACAGCUCCCAGCCAUGCCUUAUACAACUGGGUUUUGAUGAGGACUAGUUUGAAAACUGCUGUAAGAUCCUUGCUUUUCCUCAUGACCCUCAAUUAAUGUUUCUCCCCCAGCAGUUCUUGUCAAGGGCACUUGGACUGAAAAUUGGGACAGUUUACAACUUGAUCCAACUUGUCUGCUCCUGGUGAGAUCACAGCCUGCCAUGAAGUGCUGUCUCAUCUUUGCUUUCAUGAGUGCAGCUGUUGUUCUGGCCAACGAUUCUAAAAAUGAAAAGCUGGACUUACAAGAAGAUUUUCCUGUUCCUUACAUGGUCUAUCUGCAAUCCAGCCCAGAACCCUGUGUGGGGUCUCUCAUUCACCCUGAGUGGGUAUUGACAGCUGCUCACUGCCCCUUACCUGUUAAAAUCCGACUGGGAGUUUAUCAACCCAGCAUCAAAAAUAAGAAAGAGCAGAUACGGAAUUACUCAUUGACUGUGAUCUACCCUGAAUUCAACAAAGAAACUCUGGAAAAUGACCUGAUGAUGAUAAAACUGUCCAAGCCUGCGGCACUCAACAGCCAUGUAGGAACCAUAGCCGUAGCUAUGGAACACUUAGCAACUAAUGAUACCUGCUUUAUCCCAACCUGGAUCUGGAAGGAGUAUAAAAACCUUAGUGACCCUGACAUCCUGACUUGGAUAAACAAACAUUCUCUUCCCUUCAAUGACUGCCAGAAUAUGCUAGAUGGAAGAAUGAUAGUAAACAUCAUGUGUGUGGGACAGCCUCUGAAGAGCAUGUCUAAAAUCAAGGAAGUUUCAGCUGCUCCAGCCAUCUGCAGUGGGAGGUUACGUGGAAUCCUGUCCUGGGCAAAAGGAAGUGUCACCCUGGGAAGUGAAGGAUUCUUCACAGAAGUUUAUUCCUAUGCAAGAUGGAUCAUGAAAAUCAUUAAUACCCACUGAGGCUCCUCUUUCCUCCAUAUCCUCAGUGCAAUAUCUUCAUGAUUUCUAUACUGGAUCCACAAAUCUCUUGGUCUUUCUUGUUCUUGAACAGAAUCCAAAUGGAAAACAUUCAAUUAAAAAAAAAGUGACACUAAGAACUCA